CCCUUCUCCUCAGCUUCUUCUCAACCUUUCUUCGUUUGACGGCCGUCUCAGCUUCCUUCAAAUUGACAGACGUUUAAUCUGCAGGUUUGAGUGCUGUCUAUCGCUGUCGCACCACCGUCGCAGCAGCUCUGAGACUAGGGCUCGGAGAACUUCCAGAUCCAGUCGAGGCACCAGGUGAUGCACGUGACCCGACAAGUUCCGUAAUUUUUUCGUUCGUCGUCACCUUUCUUCCUCCGACGUCUCCUCACAGCGACGACGGGACGGCCAAUAACUAGAGCGAGCCAACACAAUGUGGCCAUUUUCGGGUUCAAAUCAGGAUGCUCCGGCUCCCGCGCCCUCGGCGACCGAGGGAGUUGCGCCGACAUACAACUCAGCCGGCCCUUCCUCAGCGCCACAGCAGCAGCAGCAACAACAGCGACAAGACGGCACGGCGACCGAUUACUUCCAAUCGUCAUCUGCCAAGUUUGAUCGCUCGCAGUCGCCUCAGUACGAUCCUAGCUACACGCCGAACACAUCAGACCUGUUCAACAAUGCUGCCUUCGACGUCGCACGAUUGCAUCCCAUGGCCGGCCUCGGGAAGGAUGAGAUUGAAUACCUCGACAUUGUCGAUGCGCAGCCUUCGACGCUGGAGGGUGGGCGCACCGCGCUGCCCAGCCGGGGGUGGAGCGACGAUCUUUGCUAUGGAACUGGGACCACAUAUCUGUCGGGUCUUGGCGUUGGUGGCCUCCUCGGUGCGCGAGAGGGCCUGUUUAGACCGCUGGGCGUUCAGUCGCCGACAUUCCGCCUGCGACUCAAUGCCGUGCUGAACCAAAUCACAAGACGGGGAAGCUUUAUGGGCAACAGCGCCGGUGUCCUGGCCCUCAUCUACAACAUCUUUGACGCCUCCAUCGACGGCAUGCGCGGCAAGCACGACAUCUGGGGCAGCAUCGGUGCCGGUGGGCUCAGCGGCGCCCUCUUCAAGUGCACCGCCGGCGUUCGCCCCAUGAUGAUUUCGAGCAGCAUCAUGAUGGGUCUCGCCGCAACAUGGUCUACCGCAAAGACUGCGCUUCUUUAAUUUCGUGUAGGAGCACAUACAUUCGCAGAGACACAUCUUCACCACCACUCGCUUUCUUCCUCUGUCUUUCUCUAUCAAUGGCAAUGGUCCAUUCCGUGCUCACAUCUUGCUCGCGCCCAGAUUGCCAAAGCCUAGUUCGAGGCCGACUGCCAGAUGGGCGAGCCUAGCAUCGACGGCGUAUCCCUUCUUUUGGAAGUCUGUGCAGAGAUAUAGCAUCAGCUGCGAUACUCUGAAUCUGGUGGGCGUGAAUGAGACACCAACCACUGAGGCUGUUGGUGAGGCCACGGAGAGGGACGAGGUGCUUCUCGAUGAUCUCGCCCUCGUCUGGCUUCGCCACAGGAUCGGGUGCAUCGUCUGCGACGUCGAUCCG
Acaromyces ingoldii is the source of this 1424-nucleotide messenger RNA. RefSeq names its product putative MAS6-mitochondrial inner membrane import translocase subunit. Gene Ontology annotation, molecular function: transmembrane protein transporter activity. The transcript has 2 exons. Lineage: Eukaryota; Fungi; Basidiomycota; Exobasidiomycetes; Exobasidiales; Cryptobasidiaceae. Gene Ontology annotation, biological process: protein import into mitochondrial matrix. The coding region runs from base 290 to 1054 and encodes 254 amino acids. Gene Ontology annotation, cellular component: mitochondrial inner membrane; TIM23 mitochondrial import inner membrane translocase complex. The record is from RefSeq and is a predicted model, not a curated record.